AAGAUUUCAUUCGUGUAUAGUUACAAUUACGUAGCGGUAAUUAUAGAUAAAAUUUGGUAUGGGACUAUAAAUCAACAUCGUAAAGAGAGGGCUGGCUAGCCAGCCAGCUUCAGCUUAGUCUGAUCAUAUUACACAGCCGUGAGGCGUCACUGUUUUGGCUGUUAGUUUUUUGUCAUUCCUGCACCCUCGCCUGUUAUGUCGUCAUUGUAUUCGCGCAAUAAAAUUAGAAAAAUACUGAAAUCUUCACACUGUCGCAGCUUUUUAAGUCCGACGUCCAGUUCAGUCGAGAACGAACUCAAUGUCUCUUUCAAGAAGCGUCGAAGCGACCGCGGAAAAGAAUAGGAACAUUUUUCUUGUGUCGACGUAGUCUUCGUUUCUGAUGAACCUGCAGCAUCGGUGUCGUGAACAUCAGAGGUCCCUGGUUUCGCCUCCAAAUAGACGUUACAAUGCAGAGAUCAAAUAGACGCUCAGGUCAAGAGUAACAAGUGAAGGUAAGGCCAGUGUUAUGCUCGCAGAAUAUACGUUAGACGCUGUUCACUUUCAUCUGUGGCUGGUUGGAGCUGCUGGAGUGUGAACUCCCUGAAUUCUGAGCCACCAUGGGGAACAGACCAUCAAAAAGCAGUGGUGGUGAGGAACCUGGGAAAACAACUUUGUUUGAAAGAGAGCCAAGUGGGAUAACCUACAGGAUUCCUGCUCUCCUUUACCUGAGACACAGUCACACUUUUAUUGCCUUUGCUGAGAAACGUUCCUCAUCUUCUGACCAUGAUGCCAAAAUUCUUGUUAUGAGAAGAGGAUUGCUGAAAGAUGAUGGAUCUGUUCAGUGGUCAUCCAGUCAGGAGCUUUCGACUGCAUGCCUGCCAAACCACCGCACCAUGAACCCCUGCCCAGUGUAUGAAAAAAACAGUAAAACACUGUUUCUGUUUUUCAUUUGUGUUUGGGGGAACACCACUGAGAGGAAGCAGAUUAUCACAGGUAAGAACAAGACACGUCUUUGCUGUGUAAGAAGCAGUGAUGAUGGGCAGACUUGGAGUCAAACAACAGACUUAACAGACUGCGUGAUUGGAGAAGCUGUCCUCAAGUGGGCCACAUUUGGUGUGGGUCCAGGCCACGGUGUUCAGCUGGAAAAUGGCAGAUUGAUCAUACCUGCGUAUGCCUAUUAUGUCCCUUUCAGAUGCUGUUGCUUCCCCAUUCCUUUUACAGUCUACCCACGUGCACUGUCAGUUUACAGUGAGGACUUUGGACAGACAUGGCAUAUAGGUAAGAUGCUUCAAAAGAAGUCAUGUGAAUGUGAAAUGGCAGAAAUUAUAGAUCACGAGGGCAGGAGUCAUCUUUACUGCAAUGCUCGUCACACUGGGGGCCACAGAUGUGAGGCUCUGAGUGAAAACAGUGGAUUCUAUUUUGACAAGCCCCACAUGGCUUCAGAGCUAGUCGAACAGCCUUCUGGCUGUCAGGGCAGCGUCAUUGGCUUCCCUGCACCUGAAUUUGUCCCCAAUGACGACGCUGAAAGCAAAGCCUGUGGCACAUCCCUUUUGUCGCCAGACACACAAACCUGGCUCCUCUUCAUGCAUCCAACCAACAAGUCCAGUCGAAGAGACAUGGGUGUGUAUUUGAACCGAUCCCCCUUGCACUCAUCCGGUUGGGACAGGCCCAGGAUCAUUCACAGUGGACCUAGUGGCUAUUCAGACCUGGCUUACAAUGUGGACAAGGAUCAGUUUUCCGGCCUAAUGGAGUGCGGGAGAGACUGCGAACUAGAGCAGAUUGCAUUUGUGUCGUUUUCUCUUAAUGAUGUCAUGCAGACAGGCAGUAAGAAAGACAAAAAAAUGUGUUGAAUUGUGGUUGUUUUAUUUCUGUGUUAACAAAGUUCUAUUAAUGUUAUCCUGCACCCUAUUAAAAGAACAAAAAACAAAACAAAACUGAACAGAGCCACUUAAUAUGAUGUGCAGUAACAUUUGUCCAUGUUUACUGUUGUUCAACAUUCUGGAGAUAAUAAUGCAUGAGUCGUGUGCUUUCUUGUCUCCUUGUUUACAAAAGUAAUUAGUCAAUAUUAUUAAUAUGCAAGUGGCAAUAUUAGAAAGGAAACAAUUUUUAAUAGAUGAGGUGGUUGAUUUCUAGCAUGCCGUGCUGGACUAUUUUUAAAUCCAACUUUGUGUGUAGCAUGUUUGAUGAGCACUUCACAUCCACUUUUGCAUCUUAUUUAACAGUUUUCUCUGAACAGUGAAGAGAAUAAGCCUACCUCUUUUUAUUUUCUUGUAAUGUUCAUUGCAGUCUUUACAUUUAAUAUGCUCCAAGUCACCUAUGCCUUUUACACUAUCAUCUAUACCUAGGCAGUGCAGCAGUCUGUCAGUGCACAAUCUGCAGGUUGCAGUGGAUGCCAUAAAGCUGUCAAUAAAACAGGAGAGGAAGCAUGAGCGUUUACCUCUAACACUGAGUUUGUCAAUAAAAAGACCAACUGAUUGGAUCCACAUCCAUGUAUGUGAGGAAAAGGAUUUUAAAUUCUAUUCUGGAUUAUACAGGGAGUUGGUGAUGAGAAGCUUAAAUGUGAUCCAUAAUAUCUCUUUUGUUAUUUUUGUCUGAACUCACAGCAGCAUUUUACAACAACUGGAUGCUUUGCAGACAGUUCAUAAGGGAUUUCAUAAUAAAGAAUCAUUAUAGUCUAGCCUGCAAAUAACAAAUGCAUCAAGCAGAUCAUUUGUUUUUGAGGUGUUUGUGGCCAAACAUAAUAAUUUCACUUGUGUUUGAGUUCAGAAGUGGAAAAUGAUGUGUCAUCCAGGCCCUGUUGUCUUUUCAGAUGUGCUUGUAGUUUAACUAACUCAAGCUGUUUUCACACAUGCACUGCAGUCCUGAAAAGUUCUACAAAUUUUCUGGAGGGGCAACUGGUCAUAAAGCAAAUAUCUGCAGCAUUCACUUGUAACCACCCAGAGCCUUAGUAAAAUAUCUGGAGGAUCAGCAAGUGAGAAAGUUGUGUGAACAUAGUAGAAUAUUUUCAGGAGCAUUUAUUGUAAGUGAGCAAGGGUGUGUGCUGGUAAGAGUUGCUGUGUCAUUCUAUUUUCUGCCGACCUGCAAGAUGCUUUCCAUUCAUUUCUUAAUAUUGUAGAAAUGUUCAGAUACAUGUUGUACAUAUAUACAUAGAUUACAGCACAGAAAAGGUGAUUAAGGAGAUUCAUUCUCCAUUCUGAAAGUCACAAAAAUCACAGCAAUUUUUUACAUCACACUUUACAUCCUGCUUCAUGGAUGCUCGUCAGGCUGUGAAAACGCAUCCCCUGUCAAGAAGUACAAGUGUGAACAGCAACUGCAGAAAAAUUCUGCAACAAAUUGCCUGCACAUUCUCCUGGAAAUGAUCUGUGAUAAUAUCUUGAGUGAUUUCAUUUGGCUUCAUUGAUGUAGAUAUAAUUGGGUAUCAUCUGCAAAGUCAUGAAAUCUGUACAGCAUUGGUUAAAAAGACUACUUGAAGGAGCAUGUAUAGGGUAGAAUGUUUUCAGCAUAGAGUGUUGAACAAGCAGAUAUGACUUAAUUCAACUUAGUGUGGUUUAUUUAUGAAGAUACUGAUUCUGACAUAUGAAGAGUAACAAAUAUCUGUUACUGAUGUACUGGCUAAUAUUUUUUCUUUGGUAUGUACAUUUACUGUAUUUCUACACUAUGCUGAUAAAGGAAAACAGCUAUUAUUUCAACUUCCAUGUACAUUGCUGACUACACACAAUUGUUUGCAUUGCUGGGAUGUGUAGCAGGCUUGU
Messenger RNA from Melanotaenia boesemani (Boeseman's rainbowfish), 3731 nucleotides. Its product is annotated as sialidase-3-like. The coding region runs from base 597 to 1829 and encodes 410 amino acids. Lineage: Eukaryota; Metazoa; Chordata; Actinopteri; Atheriniformes; Melanotaeniidae. The transcript is spliced from 3 exons. Gene Ontology annotation, cellular component: cytoplasm; lysosome; membrane. Gene Ontology annotation, molecular function: exo-alpha-sialidase activity. Gene Ontology annotation, biological process: oligosaccharide catabolic process; ganglioside catabolic process. The record is from RefSeq and is a predicted model, not a curated record.